Messenger RNA from Engraulis encrasicolus (European anchovy), 3451 nucleotides. RefSeq names its product coiled-coil domain containing 22 (gene ccdc22). Gene Ontology annotation, biological process: positive regulation of ubiquitin-dependent protein catabolic process. NCBI's taxonomy places the organism in Eukaryota, Metazoa, Chordata, Actinopteri, Clupeiformes, Engraulidae. Gene Ontology annotation, molecular function: cullin family protein binding. Bases 417 to 2390 code for a protein of 657 amino acids. The transcript is spliced from 17 exons. The record is from RefSeq and is a predicted model, not a curated record.
CUCGCAUAUGACUUCCUGCCUACUUUGAGAUGCAGAAUUUUAGACAUUCUUCGAAUGUUAAACAUAGGACCGGGACAGAUGCUAGGCUGCAAGCAAUGUGAUGAAAAAUAUCUCACGGAUAAACAAUAACCCAAGACUUUAUACUCACAACAAUGAGACGAACGUUGAUUUUGAGUCGCUAGCACAUUCUUUUUGCUAUUUCCAUCGGCUGGUUACUCUGGCGUUUGGAAAGCUCUGGUCGCCAGAAGCUAGCCACCCUGCACCACAUAGUUAGCAACUAGUAAGCUAAUUUGGAGUGCAGUUGAUGCUUUAUAAGUAUUUUUGCCGAAUAACCAUAUGAAUUCCAUUUCGGCAGUAGUGCUGGAGCUUGUCGUUUCAAAAGAGAGCUAUCACGAAGCUGCCAGUUUCUUGCAGCGAUGGAGGAAGUUGACAGAAUUUUAAUUCAUUCGCUCAAGCAGGUUGGCACUGAUGUAGGAGAAGACGUGGACAGCGUGAAGCAGUUCACCAGUGAGCUGAUUGUGGAGGCUGUGGUGCGAUGUGUGCGUGUCAUCGACCCGUCGUUAGGCAGCGGCCUGUCCCACCUGCUGCCCCCUGGGAUGUCCGCCCGCUUCCGACUCGGCAUGAGUCUGGCCCAGGCCUGUCAGGACCUGGGCUACAAGGGGGAGAUUGGCUACCAGACGUUCCUGUACAGUAACGAGCCAGAGAUCCGCUCGCUGCUCAUGUUCCUGGUGGAGAAGCUCCCCAGAGAGAGUGCAGAGGCCUCCGAUCAACCUGCAGGGAAGUCGGUGCUCCUUCAGAAGGCCAUUGCUGACCAGAUCAAAGCUCAGCUGGCCGUGCCCUGGCUUCCCCCCAACUGUCGACUGCCCAUCCAGUGCAAAACACAGAGCCGAGGUCCGUGCUACCGGUUCUCCUCACAGCCUCUGAGCGUCCCCUAUUCCCUCAAAGUACCACAGAACAAGCUGUCCAAAGAGGUCAAGGAGUACUACAGGGAGUUCCAGCGUGCGGUGACGUCCCAGCCGUCGCAGCCCGUGGCAGUGCCCGCCUCCCUGCUGGAUAGACACGCCUCCGAGCUGAGUGCCGCCCAGGAGUGGGAGGCUGAGUGGAACAGCCAGGGCCUCCUGUCCCGACUCACCCCUGAGGAGUACCGUUCCCGGAAGCGUUCGCGUCUGCAGCGGCGGAUCGAGGAGCAGCUGCGCGCGGCGGCCCAGCCUCGGCCGGACUCCCAGGGUGCCCAGCGGUCCACCUCUGACCUCGCCGAGCUGCUGCAGUCCUUCGGCGGCGGCUCGUCGGGAGUGGACGUCCUUGCCAAGGGCACGCGGUUCACACACACCGAGAAGUUCACCUUUACACAGGAGCUGGAGCAGAUGCUAUUGGCAGCAGCAGCAAGCUCCUCGGCCAGUGAGCCGGAGAAGAGUGCUCAGCAGCAGCUGGCGUCUGCGUCCGCGUCGGGGGGCGGCAGUGCGCGGCGCUCAGAGGAGGAGCUCCGUGCGCAGCAGCAAGAGGAGAUCAACGCCCUGCAGCAGCAGCUCCAGCAGCUCUCCCUGCAGAUGGAGGAGGUGGGAGGAGACAUCAGGAACCUCACCACCUCCAUCAAUCAGAUGUCCGAAGAGCUGAAGGAUAUGGAAAAGAGCAACACGGAGAACGAAGAACUCGUCAGAGUGAAAAAGCAGACGAUGGAUCUCCUGCCAGACGGGGAAAACAACCUCGAGAAACUGCAGAACCUUGUGGAUACGAGUGUGAAAAGACUUGACCAUCUGAAGGCCCAGUGGGAGAAGCACAAAGGCCCACUACUGGAGGAGCAGCAGAGACUGAAGGAGCUCUGCAGCAAUCAGGAGGCGGAAUCUGAUAGAAUGUUGGCCGAGAUCAAGGAGCUUCACGACAAGAUCCGGCAGUCUGCGGAGGAGGCCAAGAAGAAAGAGGCACUUUACAAACAGUUGUUAACAGAGUAUGAAAAAUUGCCAAAAGACGUCUCAAGGUCUGCGUACACUAUGAGGAUUCUGGAGAUCGUUGGCAACAUUAAGAAACAAAAGGAGGAGAUCACUAAGAUUUUGUCUGACACUAAGGACUUGCAGAAAGAGAUUAACAGUUUGACCGGGAAGCUGGAUCGUACAUUUGCUGUGACUGAUGAGUUGGUUUUUAAGGAUGCGAAGAAAGAUGAGUCGGUCCGAAAGUCUUACAAGUAUUUGGCAGCAUUGCACGAGAACUGCACACAACUCAUCCAAACCAUUGAGGACACGGGCACCAUCAUGAGAGAGAUCAGAGAUUUGGAGGAACAGAUCGAGACUGAGAACAGCAAGAAGACCCUCACCAACCUGGAGAAGAUUCUAGAAGACUACAAGGCCAUCAGGCAGGAGAACUCCACCCUGGCAGCCAAGAUCAAGGAGGCCUGAGUUCCCAUGGAGACAGACGCCCACCACAGUGCCCUUUGAGGAUGUUGGUGCCAAACGGCAACAGCGAGGUAGAUCGCCCAGAGAGAGAGAAAGAAAGGUGUGCAUUUGCUGCAUAUGGGGACACCACCACCGCGGACGGAAGAGAGGAGAGGAACGACGAUUCACUAUCUGCACUUACCAGCCACCCUCAUCCACCUCAUCGCUUCUCCUAUCCAAGCACAUACUGCACACGCUGGGUGUUAUUUUUUGUCCCACAGUGUGUGCAAGAAGGAGAAUUUUGUUGUUUUUUUUGUACUGAGGACUUUUUUGUUUUGUUUUAAGGGCACAAACUUGAGGCAAUAUUAAUGCUGGAGAUAUGAAUGAGAUUCUGAUAGUCUAGUUGGUUCGAAUGUUGAAUGACAAGAGGCCUAAAAGAGAGACUGCUUUUUUGCAUCAUCACGCAGUAAUCAUUUGAUUGUCUAUAGAUUUGUUAUGGCAGCAGUUGAUCCCCCCCCUCUCUAUAUUUAUCAAAUUGCCUCAUUAACAAUGAGAAUGGAAGAAUAAACUAAAACCGAACACGUGAUGUUAAUCAAAAUCAGCAGACUCUUGGAAAAUGAAUUAUGAUUUUACUUGAAUGUUAAAAACAAACAAAAAAAAUCUUAACAGUUCUUUCGAUCAUUGGGACCUUUUUUGUUAAGUAGUGGUUGGAUAACAUUGUGUUCCUGACUAAUCAGCAUUUUGACUGUCAAGAUGCAGAGCUCUCAACUGCCACGUAGUCUGUUGAUGGCUCGCAAAUGCCUUAGAAGACUGGAAAGGUACAAUGUAAAGACUUAUGGUGCAAUUAAUUCUACUACACCAAGCUUUGUACUCCAAACUGGUCAAACGAAUGCUAAAGAGACUACCUUCUCGCUCCUGUUUUGUAAAAUUUCCUUGUUUCAUGACUCGCUGUUUCCCCCAGUGAAGCAACACACUUACCAGUGAGAAGAACAUUCCGGUGCAAUUUGCCGAAGACUGUGCCAAGAUUUCUACAUGUAGUGUAAGCACUUCCAAAACUUUGCAAAUGGAGAGAGAAGAAAACAAAA